CACUACCCUGCGACUGUUUAUGACCGGUAUCCGUUGGUCGUCUGAGGGCGAAGGGUACGGAUGUUGUAACUUCUCAUAUUUUGAGCCACUUCACCGUGUCUCAGUCACAAAUUUGUUUUACGACGCAGUCGUCACAAGCCGUUCAGUAGCUCGUAGCAAUCUUUGUCCCUGAAGUCAUUUUGUAUAGAAGAAGAUGGAGGAAAGCUGUGAAGGUGCAGGUUCUUGUUCCAUCGAAAGUUAAACUUCACUAUUGACGCUGCUUUGACUGUUUGCUUUCCUGUUCCCAUUAGCUUGCAUGGAUGUGUCAGAUUCCUGAGCAGAGAGGAUGGCUGCUGUCUCCACACCUUCCCCUACUAGCAGCACCAGUGUACCUGAUAGAAGAGAUUACUACUGGGUUCGCUCCUUUGUGGCUGGAGGGGUAGCAGGAUGCUGUGCGAAGACUACCAUCGCCCCCCUAGACAGAGUCAAAAUUCUCCUUCAGGGCCAGAGCCCCCAUUACAAACAUCUUGGGGUGUUUUCCAUUUUCAUGGCUGUGCCAAAGAAAGAAGGCAUCCUUGGUCUGUACAGGGGUAAUGGUGCAAUGAUGGUCAGGAUAUUUCCUUACGGAGCCAUUCAGUUCAUGGCCUUUGACAAAUAUAAAAAGCUGCUGAAUAAACGGAUUGGGAUCUCUGGACACAUCCAUCACCUCAUGGCAGGAUCUAUGGCAGGCAUGACUGCGGUGAUAUGCACCUACCCUCUGGACGUGGUCCGAGCCCGGCUGGCCUUCCAGGUGAAGGGUGAUCAACGCUACUCUGGAAUUAUUGAUGUUUUCCGCUCCAUUUAUCGCAAGGAGGGAGCAUCUGGAUUUUAUAGAGGUCUGUCUCCAACUCUUGUUGGAAUGGCGCCUUAUGCAGGUCUCUCCUUCUUUACCUUUGGCACCCUGAAGAGUCAAGGCUUAAAGCACUUCCCGGAGCAGCUGGGCCACCCCUCGUCAGACAACCCGGAUGUGCUCGUUCUGAAAACCCACAUCAACCUGCUCUGUGGCGGGGUUGCUGGUGCCUUCGCUCAGACUGUCUCCUACCCAUUGGAUGUGGCAAGGAGGAGGAUGCAGUUAGGAACUGUGCUUCCUGAUUCAGAUAAAUGUGGAUCACCUUUCAAGACUCUGAAGUAUGUGUAUAACACAUAUGGUAUCAAGAGAGGACUUUACCGAGGUCUUUCUCUUAACUACGUCCGCUGCGUGCCCUCACAAGCCAUGGCCUUCACCACCUACGAGUUCAUGAAGCAAGUCCUCCAUCUGAACUAGUCUCCUCCUGAGCCUGAGCCGACAGAUCAUUGACCCGACCUGCUUUCGUGUUUCGCUCAAUCAGCGAGUUCGCUCGGUAUGUCUUAUUGUUGGUCAGCUCCCCAAAGAAACCAGGAGAGUCACUAAUAAAGAAAAAGGAAAAAGAACUAUAGUGUCGAACAGCAGGAGGCUGUUAUUCUCCUUCAUCUGCAUCAUUACUGAAAACAUUUUUGUUUUAAAACAUUCUUACCAUUUCUUGAUCAAGCAGCACCAAAGUAGCCCUGGAAUGUUUAGCAAACUCAAUCAUACUUUAAUCAUUUAUCACAAUUUAAAUAAUUUUAAGCACAUAUUUUUUCUUUCUGCUGAAUGAAAUAAUUGACUUUUGUUCUUCAAAUUAUUAUGAGUGUCAUUGUGCAGCAGCUCAUUUAUAUCCUCACACUAUUUUUUUAUUUUUUUUUGCUAGCUUCACCAAGUUGAUGUAAGAGGUAGCUACUGCUAAAUUGUGACAUUUAUGAUGUCUUUGUACAUCCUUGACUGAAGCGGUAUUUACUUUUGCAAUUUGUAAAAAUUGUUUGUUUUUUGCUUUCUCAGUGCAAAUCAGCACAAAUACUGUUUGUGCGUGCCACAUGACAUCACUACAUUAUUUCAAAAUGGCCUAUUUUAUUUUCAGAUCUUAGAUGGAGCAAUUUUUGUUUCGGUUUUAAAUACUGCUAAAGACAUGUUCAUGUUUCUUAACAUGCAUUUAAUGUCAAGAGUGAGUCUUUUGUAGCUGUGAUGAUGUUGCUUGAUGUACAACCAUAAUAUUUUACAGAAAACUCAGGUUUAAAUUGCACUGAAGCUUUUUAUUUAUUGCUUUAGCAACAUGUUGCCACUGGGUGGCAGUAUUGAAACAGGAUGUAAAUGGUUAUCCAGCCCUGCACUCUGCAAACUUCAUACAUAGACAUUACAUGCUUGAUUUGGCCUGAUCAGACACAACAAAACAGAAUUUAUUGCUGCUGUUUCAGUAGCUAUUUUCUAUUUGAUAAACCCCAAAUUUCAGAGUCAAGUGAGAUGGCUUUUACUACCUAUUACUUUGUAAUGAUUACAUUUCUUUGACAAAAUAUAAAAGAAAGAAGAAAUUUACAGCUUGAUCUAAAUUCAGAUGGACAGCAAAGUAGACUAUUUAACUCUUAACAGCGGUCCGUACCUUAGUAGGUUAUUGUUUGUUCUAUACUUUGUCUUUAAUAAUUUUAGGGAGCCCAAAUAGGCUUUAUAUAAGAAAAAGGCUCUUGAAGAAACUAAGCUCUUAAUUUCCUGAAAACAGGAAAGGUGUUCACUGUUCAUGUUCAUAAUUAACUGCAAAUGAACAAUAAAGCACAGUGCCUUGCUAAAGUAUCUACCCCCCUUUGUUUUUUCCACAUUGUUGCGUCACAACCACAAAACUUUAGGUAUUUUAGUGAGAUUGUGUCGUGCAACGACACAAAGUAGUGUCGAAAUUUGAAAUGCCUCUAGAACAGUGUCAUGGUUUUAAAACAAAUGUGACAGGAGCACCAUGAAUAACGUAAUCAGGCCUCGACUCUGUAGUCUGACCCCCUUCCAGCAAACGGAGGAAGAAAAAAGCAAAGUGGUAAUCAGAGAAGCACCUGAGACUAUUUGUAGUUGGAAAAUUAUUAGUUGUGUGGUCCACAUAUUGGACUUUUACAGAAGAGUGACAAAGAAAAGACAAUCCUGAAGUAGAACAAUAAGAAGACAAGUUCACUGUGGCCAUAAGCAAUGCACCAUGUAGCCCAGUUUUUGGACUACAUGGCAGAUCCCCCUGACCACAUCACAUGACCUCAAUUAGAAAUCAAAAGACAUUUUAGGUAAUUCAUUGUAAAAUAAAUAAAUAAAUGGAAAACUAUUCAUAAUUUCUUUUAUCUGGCUUCACUAUCAUGUGCUACUUUGUGUUGGUUUGUAAUAUAAAACCUCAGUAGAAGGUUGUUGACGUUUGUUGUUGCGUGACAGAAAGUGAAAAGAGCUCCAGUAAGCAUCCAUAAAUGAUUGAACAAAGGGAGACUUUAUUAUUUAUUCAUCCAACAUAAUGAAGUGCAAUACGUAUUUUUAUUUCAAUAUGAACACAUUUUCAUUGUAAGUGUUCCUUACUUCCCUGGAGUGUAAUCUAGCACUUUGUUGAGAGUUUGAAGCUGCCGUCUAGGAAACAGAAUAAAGUCUGGAGCCUCUGUCUUUUCAUAGUGCUGCUGUUUCUGAAGAUAUUCAUGGAUGUUCUGUAGAGAUGCUUUUCAGUCUGUUUGAUGUUGCAUAAAGCAGAUAAAACAUUUUGAGAAUGA
Poeciliopsis prolifica (blackstripe livebearer) is the source of this 3567-nucleotide messenger RNA. It is a transcript of the gene slc25a16, whose product is annotated as solute carrier family 25 member 16. Gene Ontology annotation, cellular component: mitochondrial inner membrane. Lineage: Eukaryota; Metazoa; Chordata; Actinopteri; Cyprinodontiformes; Poeciliidae. The transcript is spliced from 10 exons. Gene Ontology annotation, biological process: transmembrane transport. The coding region runs from base 326 to 1282 and encodes 318 amino acids. The record is from RefSeq and is a predicted model, not a curated record.